AUGAAUCCGCUGAGAUACCAUGGGGGUAUAGAGCCAUUGAAGGCAGAAGCAUGGGUUCUUGAAAUGGAGAAGUUAUUUGAAGUCUUUCCUAGUAUCGAUACCCAGAAGGUGUCAUUGGUAGCAUUCACACUGGACGACGAUGCUCGUAGGUGGUGGAUGAUGAUCCGAGAAGGUAAUCCGGGCUUGACUUGGGCUAGAUUUUUGGAGUUAUUUCAUGACAAGCAUUUUUCCCUUAGUGUUCAAGAUUGCAAGACCAUAGAAUUCCAGACUUUGACACAGUUGGCUAGAUAUGCACCUCACACUGCCAAUACCGAAUGUAGAAAAGCUAAGAAGUUUGAGAGUGGGCUUCGUGGACUGAUACAAGACUGGGUUAAUAUGCUCAACAUGCUGACUUACGUUGAAGUAUUGGACAAAGCCAUCUUGGCAAAAGCUAACUUGAAUAGAUAUCAAAGUUUAGGAGAUAAUCAGAGAAAGAGGCAGAAUUAUGACAACUGCUGA
Molecule: messenger RNA, 498 nt
Organism: Camellia sinensis
Lineage: Eukaryota; Viridiplantae; Streptophyta; Magnoliopsida; Ericales; Theaceae
Source: RefSeq, a predicted model, not a curated record